CAAUGAGAGAAGGUUGGAAUUUCCUGCUUGGCUAUCCGGAAAAUAAAAAGAAAAGAAGGUUAAGAUUCUGGGAAAAUUAAAACAAAAACCCUAGGUUUUGAAAAGAAAUGGAGGGAUGAGCAAAAACACACCAAUCAUCGACGUCAGUAACGACGACAACAACAUCAUCAUCGACAUGGCUAGAACAGAGAAAAGAGAUAACGAUACCUGGACGACUUGGGAGGAGCUGUUGCUAGCAUGCGCGGUGAAGCGGCACGGCUUCCAGAACUGGGACUCAGUUGCCAUGGAAAUACAGACUCGAAGCUCUAUUCCUCACCUUUUGACGACCGCUCAGAACUGUCAGCAGAAAUAUCACGACCUCAAACGUAGAUUCACGGCCACGGCCAAAGACAACGACGCCGAGACCCAAAGCCAAAACCAAGUCCGCGACGAAACCGAUACGAUUCCAUGGUUAGAAGAGUUGAGGAAGCUCCGAGUUGCAGAGCUUAGAAACGAGGUCCAUCGUUCUGAUGUUUCGAUCCUUUCGUUGCAGUUGAAGGUGAAGAGAUUAGAAGAGGAGCGGGAGCAGUCCACGAAGGAGAAUGACAACGACGUCGUAAAACCAGAUCUGGACGAUGAGGUAAAGGAGGAGAGAUCUAAAGACGAAGUAAAGGAAGGAGACGAAGUGCCGGAAAAAUCCUCUCCCGAAGGAGACGCCGGAAAGUUGAUCUCCGGCGAGGAAUCCGACCGGGAAAACCGGUCGGUCAACGAGUCGAACUCGACCGGAGUGAAGGGCGAGAAUAUAGAAACCGCUGUGGAAGAGGCAGCGAGAGAACCGGAACCAACAGAGCCCGGUUCGACAAAACCGGAUCCUGUUUCCAGCGAUUCGAAACCGGUCGGAGAAGACUCGUACAAUGGAAGCUCCGAGCCGAACCGGGCCAAAAAAGCCGAUGAUUCGUCCGAGUUAAGAGAAUCGGCGGCUCACUCAAAGGACGGGACAAAGGAGAGCAGCGACGUGCAAAGCUCAGCCAGCCUUACGAGACAGAGGAAGCGUCGCCGCAAAAAGGAAAUCUCCGGCAGUAGCUCCGGCGAUGAGCCGGAGACCGAAGCGGUAUCUCCGGCGACCAAGCGGAUCUGCGUGAAAUCACAGCCAUUGGUUAGCUUUUUGGAGAUUAUCCGGUCGCACAAACACAGCUCCUUGUUCGAGCGCCGGCUCGAAACCCAGGAGACGGAGGUAUACAAAAGCAUUGUUAGGCAGCACGUGGACCUCGAGUCCAUACAGACCAAGCUGGACGAUGGCACUUACUCCUCUUCCCCACGAGCGUUUUACAGAGACCUCCUCCUCCUUUUCACUAACGCCAUUGUCUUUUUUCCCAAGGCUUCGGCGGAGGCCCUGGCUGCCGGAGAACUGCGGGCAAUGGUCUUGAAUGAAGUUCGCAAGCAGCAACCCCCGGCGCCGGAACAUCUCCUACUGCCCCAACCCAAACCGGAGCUUGAAAGAUCGGAUUCCUUGCUUGCGAAGCAAAAGUCGUCCGCUCCCAUUAUUGUCUGCCGCAAACGGAGCUCUAUCUCGGCCAAGGCUUCCAGUUUUGGGGUGAAGGCGGGGGAGUCCAGGAGUGAAGAGAAACCAGCUGUGGAUCUCAAACCGUCGGUGAGGGAAGAGCAGAGUUUGGUGAAAGCCGGCACGAAGGAGAAGUCGACGACUGGUGUGAGAAGCUUGAGGAGAGGCGGGAAGAACCGGUCGGGUAAUCUCAAUAAGAAUCAAAGCACAAGCACCAAUCAUGGGUCGUCGGAUAAAGGAGAGACGCCCAAAGCAGAAAAAAAGAAAGCUGAUGCCUCUGCUUCCGCCAAAAAACGGGGUGCGGCGGACUUCUUGAAGAGGAUUAAGAAGAACUCGCCCAUGGACAUGGGGAAGAGUACGGUGAAUGACACGAGGAGUGGCAGAGGAGGGGGAGGUGGGGAGGAAAAGAGGAAGCGGAAUGAGAAGGGAGAUGGGAGGAGAGACAGAGUGUUGAGGCAGAGUGGGGGAGGGAAGCAAGGCAAGGACGAGAGCAGCCCAUCAAAGCGGAGCGUAGGGCGGCCGCCAAAGAAAGCGGCCGCAGACACAGGGAAGCGAGGGAGGGAGAGUGGCGGCGAGAAGGAAGCGGCGCCAGCAGCAUCAUCAUCAAAGAGGGCAAGGAAGCAGGCCAGGAGGUGAUGACUGGAUGUAAUUUUCAUUGUGAAUUACAUGUAGUGUUCAUGUUUGUGGUGAUGAUCAUUUGGUCUCUGUAACAAAUUUAUUUUAAUUUAUUUCACCAUUUCAUAGAA
This is a messenger RNA of Vitis riparia (riverbank grape), 2286 nucleotides long. RefSeq lists its product as uncharacterized. The transcript has 3 exons. Gene Ontology annotation, molecular function: protein binding. The record is from RefSeq and is a predicted model, not a curated record. NCBI's taxonomy places the organism in Eukaryota, Viridiplantae, Streptophyta, Magnoliopsida, Vitales, Vitaceae. Bases 116 to 2176 code for a protein of 686 amino acids.